This is a messenger RNA of Trematomus bernacchii (emerald rockcod), 4010 nucleotides long. RefSeq names its product adhesion G-protein coupled receptor D2. Gene Ontology annotation, molecular function: G protein-coupled receptor activity. The transcript is spliced from 26 exons. Lineage: Eukaryota; Metazoa; Chordata; Actinopteri; Perciformes; Nototheniidae. The record is from RefSeq and is a predicted model, not a curated record. Gene Ontology annotation, biological process: adenylate cyclase-activating G protein-coupled receptor signaling pathway; cell surface receptor signaling pathway. The coding region runs from base 42 to 3410 and encodes 1122 amino acids. Gene Ontology annotation, cellular component: membrane.
AAAGACGCAAAAAAGUGUUUUCCUAAGACGACUAAUUAAGGAUGCACUGGUUAUUGUUCCAAAAUAUAGGCCUGCUGGUUUGUUUCCACAGCUUCAUAUCAGCCUUUACACUGGAAACUAGAAAUCUUAUAUUCGAUGAAUACUAUGAGUAUGUGCCUGAUCGCCUGGAAUGGAAAGAUGCAAAGGAACUGUGUAACCAGCGCUCUGGGGCCUUAGCCACUGUCUCCAGCUCAGUAGAGAUACAAGAGCUUACCAGCUUUUUAUCAUCCUUGAACAUCUCUCAUCCUGUGUGGAUUGCCAGGAAAGUCAAGACACAUCCAACAAGUUCCUCUGAGACCCUGAUCCUGGAGUUCAGUGGGCGCUCGGACAGGAAUGCCCGUCUCCUGCACAAGUUCCCCUCCAUGGACUCAGUGACUGUUUGCACCCGUCUUUGCUUUGAUCCAAAUAGCUUUGGAAUUUCCACAAUUUUUUCUUAUUCCAUCCCGUCAUAUAUAAAUGAGUUCCAGCUCCGCGCGAACCUGAGCCAAGGCAAGCCUGUGCAGCUGGCUCUGCUGGUUCAUGGCAUUCAUGGACCAUACCAAGAAGCCUUCAAGCACGAUGACUCCUGGCACUCGGUGUGCGUUUCUUGGAGCCAGAUUGGUGGACACUGGGCUAUAUUCAUUGAUGGCCGGGCGGACUCUAGUGGAGAUGGCCUAAAUUCUGACAAGAUUGGCCCUGAUGGACAUUUCAUUAUGGGACAGGAGCAGGAGACCUUUGGAGGUCCAUUUAAGAAGGAUGAAUCAUUCUCAGGGAGCAUCACAGAGCUGCACAUAUGGGAUCGGGUGCUGAGCAGCAGCGAAAUCGACACUAUGGAAAAGCAGUGUUCACCCAUUUCCUCUGGGCUGGUGUUCAAGUGGAAUGAAGCAGCCAUGGAAAUAGCGACCUCCCUUACCAAGCUGCGGAGAGACGUCCCAUGUCAGAUCCCAGGAAACUUUACAGUGACGGACAUUUCGUUCUUGGAUUCCCUCAAAGACGGAAAUUCUUUGCAGAAUCAAACAUUCAACGUUGAGUUGUUCCAAAGUAUGGAGCUUGAUGAGGAUUGUGAUGUAUUUAACCCUUCCAGUAUGAGCUCGGGCCGAGCCAAGUGUAAAGCGCCCAACAGUGCCGUCUGCCACCAUAAGAAAGAAGUGCUGGCUGUUAUCAGUGUACCAAAGACCCCAUUCUUCAGUAGAUUGAACAAAGAUCUUCUCAUCAAACCUGUGAUGGAGGAAAUCAUGGUGAGUGGUAACAGCUCCUGGGACAGAGAGCUGGCCCUGCUGCAGCAGCUUACCCAGGCUGUUCUGCAAGAGGUGGAGGAGGGAGGCUCUCACCUCCUCACCUCCAGUGAUGUCCUUUACCUCACCCAGAUGAUUGAGAAGGACCUGACUGCACUGGCUGGUUCUCACUCUGCUGGAUCUGAUGCAGCAGAAGUCAUGGUGUCCAUCGCUACCAACUACCUUAAGGUGGCCAGUUCGAUGCUGGAGCCCGACAUGGCUACACAGUGGAUGGGCUUCACAGAGGACGGGGUCGGCGUGGGACCAUUUACUAUUGUGCAGAGCAUUGACAGUCUCACUGAAACUCUUGCAAAAAGUCUAUCUGCUGAGAAAAGAGGCUUCACUCUUUCUACCAAGAACAUAGAUGUUUGCCUGACGUGGCAGAAGCUGACUGAAGAGAGCCUUAGUCAAGUCUUCAAGCCAUCUGCAGUCAGCUCUCACACAGCUGGCAGCAGUAGUCAGGAUGAGUUGCUUAUUCCUGACACUGAGCUCCACAGGAUACACGCUCUGGGAUAUGAGGAAGUGAUGUUUAUUCAUACCCACUACCGCCAUCUGAGUGAGAUUGUGUCUGAAACACAGGAGCCAUCACAGAGUCACCAGGAGAAAGUAAAAAGAAUUCUCCCCGGUCACCUGGCUUCUGUUGUCAUAUCAGCCACCGUGCGCGAUGCCUCCAAAGGCCAAACCAUCCCUGUGGCCGUCAAGUACACCCUUUCCUCAUCACAUGUGGUGGAGUAUUCACUGAGAGUUAGUCCCGUUUGUGCCUUUUGGAAUUUCAGCUUGAUGCAUAAUCAAACCAGUAGCUGGUCCAGUGAUGGUUGCAUGGUCACCUUUGCUGGCUCCGGGGUUACUUCCUGUCUCUGUAACCACACCACCAACUUUGCAGUGCUGAUGAAUUACUUGGAGUCCAAGUGGAGUCCUGAGGAAGAGCUUAUUUUGACCAAGCUGACGUUCAUCGGCGCGGGUGCAUCUCUGUGUGCACUGCUGGUCACCUUGAUGCUGUUCACUGUGCUGGAUAUUCCCAAAUCUGACAGGACGUCCAUCCAUAAGAACCUGUUCAUUGCUCUGAUCUGCGCCCAGGUCAUCCUGCUCUGCAGCGGCUCUGCCAUCCACAACAAGGUGGCGUGUACACUUGUGGCAGCACUGCUCCAUCUCUUCUUCAUGGCAGCCUUUAGCUGGAUGCUGGUGGAGGGACUGCUGCUCUGGAGCAAGGUGGUUGCGGUCAACCUAAGCGAGGAGCGACACAUGAAGUAUUACUAUCUCAUCGGCUGGGGUCUGCCGGUGCUGAUAGUCACCAUCACGCUUGCAUCAGCCUCAGGCAAAUACUCAGCCGACGGCUACUGUUGGCUCAGUGUCCAGAAUGGCGUUAUAUGGGGCUUUGCUGGACCUGUCAUCUUCAUCAUCAUGGUGAAUAUCUUGGUGCUGACCCGGGUGGUGGUCAUCACCAUCUCCACAGCCAAGAGAAGGUCCAUCAUGUUGGCCAUGGGCACCAGUCCUGUAGAACAAGCCUAUGAGCAAAUCAGGGCUGCAGUGAAAGCCAUAUUGGUGUUGCUGCCUAUCCUCGGAUUGACAUGGCUGUGUGGUGUCUUGGUGCCUUUCUCCAUUGUUAUGGCCUACAUCUUCAUCCUUCUAAACUCCCUGCAGGGCCUGUUCAUCUUCCUGAUAUAUGGGGUGUACAACACAGAGGUUCGGAGCACGGUCAACAGGAUCAAGGAGAGGAGAAAGGCGCUUAAUUUUUCAAACUGCGCCAGUUCCCGACCGUCCAGCUCAGUUACCAGCUCUCGUCCUGUCAGUUUCCCGCUAGGAACUACCCCAAGCCAAGAGGAGGAGGCCACCCCUACCCAGUACCACACUAGCAGCAACACCCCCAGCCCGGGGAAGGAGGAAGACAGGACCAGAGGUCAGCUGUCCAUUCCUUGUGUUCCAGAGAGACUAGAGAGUCCCUUGAGCCAAACUUCCAAAGGCCAUUAUGUGCACAGAAAGGAGCCUGGUUCCUCAGAGGGGGAUGCCCUGCCGGCUGGUUGUAGUCUUCAUGUUCCCAUGGAGCUGGAGUUUACCGCCUCCUGUUUCCCCCGAAGUCCUGCGACUCAGAAAAGCUAUGGCCUCGUCCAAGUGGACUGACCUGGCUGGUGACUGUGAUUGAAGUUUCAUUUUUUUGUAUCAAAGCUGGUGAAUUGUUUUCCUUGUAUUAUAGCUAUUUUCUCACUUAUGAUCCCUGUAGAGAUGCAGCCCAUCUGUGUUUGUAUCAGUGCAUACUGUACCUUUGUACUGUUUGUAACUAUUUUCAGUUUUCUAGGGCUUUUUUUGCUUUAAACAUUGUUCUUUUUUUAAGAUGCGUUGCAUAAUAAUGUGAGCUAAAGGCCUCAAUUAUAACUUUAAUCUAAAAUGUGUCAAUUAAAAGUUUAUUGUUUUUUGCAUUUCUUAUGCUUGUAUUAUUUUUCAUGGCUUCACUUGCUGCUUGUUAGAGUGUUACUGUAUAUCGUCCAGUAAAGUGUGCAGUAGAACUGCAUUCAGAUACAUAAACUGAGUAAUGGGCCCUAUUUGUAACCAGUCAGUGUGAGAUGUCAGUCAGAUUGAGUCUUUAUGAUAUGCCAUUCCUUUUUCUCUCCCCUGCUUUCCUGUCACUCUACUCUCAAACUAUUAAAUAAAGUGGUAUGAAAAAAUGACAACAAUAGGCACUUUCACACCAAGUACUUUGCCGUACUUAGUUCCCAGUACUUA